AGUCCUUGCGUUUUCAUACCGCUCGCUAACUUAAACUCUUCAAAGGGCAGAAGCAAAGAACAUCGCCAUUAUCUACAAUGGAGUUGCUCUCCUUCUCGACUCCCUCGCCUUGCUACCCCCCUUCUUCAUCCUUUUCCAAUCUCCGCCAGUUUCUUCCCACAAAACCCUCUCAACCCCUUUCUCUCCGCCGACUAAUACUACCGCAAAAAUCCGUCAAAUGUUCAAUUGGGUCCUCUCCCCAAACCCUAGGAUUUGACUUCAAACCAUCACUCGGUUUUUCAGCUUCUUCGCCACAGUCUCCGGAGACGGCGAUGAGAGGCGCCGAAGCGGACGCGAUGGGGCUCUUAUUAAGAGAAAGGAUUGUGUUCUUAGGGACUCAAAUUGAUGAUUUCGUCGCCGAUGCUAUAAUUAGUCAGCUCCUUUUGUUAGAUGCUCAAGACCCUUCUAAAGAUAUCAGGCUUUUCAUCAAUUCUACCGGAGGUUCCCUCAGUGCAUCUAUGGCGAUUUAUGAUGUGUUGAAGCUAGUGAGGGCUGAUGUGUCAACAAUUGCACUGGGCAUAUCAGCAUCAACAGCUUCCAUAGUUCUUGGUGGUGGAACUAAAGGUAAGCGACUUGCAAUGCCCAAUACAAGAAUUAUGAUUCAUCAACCGCUUGGAGGUGCUAGUGGGCAAGCAAUAGAUGUUGAAAUUCAAGCUCGGGAAAUGAUGCAUAACAAAGAUAAUGUGACAAGAAUCAUAGCAGAGUCAACUGGGAGAUCUUAUGAACAAGUUCAGAAAGACAUUGAUAGGGAUCGAUACAUGUCUCCAAUUGAAGCAGUUGAAUAUGGAAUAAUUGAUGGGGUUAUAGAUGAAGAUAGCAUUAUCCCACUUGAACCUGUUCCUGAUCGAGUUAAACCUACACUCAGUUAUGAUGCAAUUAGCAAAGAUCCUUCAAAAUUCUUGAACCCUGAGAUACCUGAUGAUGAAAUCUACUAGGUGGAAGGUGGGUAACUAUUGCAAAUUUGCAAUUGCUUGAAGACAGUUUUACAACAAUUUAUCUUUCUUUGAAUGUUCUUUAGUUAUUAGAAUUUGUUAGUUUUGUGAUUGAAGUGGGAAAGCUGGCUGCUUUCCCACUCAAUAAAUUGUUGUAUUUUUAAGUUAAAUAAGACUAUUUCCAACUUUUGCAA
This is a messenger RNA of Lactuca sativa (garden lettuce), 1165 nucleotides long. Its product is annotated as ATP-dependent Clp protease proteolytic subunit 4, chloroplastic. Gene Ontology annotation, biological process: protein quality control for misfolded or incompletely synthesized proteins. Gene Ontology annotation, cellular component: endopeptidase Clp complex. The record is from RefSeq and is a predicted model, not a curated record. NCBI's taxonomy places the organism in Eukaryota, Viridiplantae, Streptophyta, Magnoliopsida, Asterales, Asteraceae. Gene Ontology annotation, molecular function: ATP-dependent peptidase activity; serine-type endopeptidase activity; ATPase binding.